Messenger RNA from Doryrhamphus excisus (bluestripe pipefish), 2819 nucleotides. The record is from RefSeq and is a predicted model, not a curated record. Lineage: Eukaryota; Metazoa; Chordata; Actinopteri; Syngnathiformes; Syngnathidae.
CAGGAGUCCUUUGCUAAACUGUGAUCAAAGAUCCUCUAUACAAAAAGUGUGCCCUGCUGUUUUUGUUAAGCUAGUGCAGUAACGCUAAUCAAAGAUCCUCUAUAUCGCAGGAGCUAGUGGACAAAUGCAAGUGAUGUUGGAGCGGGGGUCACCUUGUCCAUGUUGAGGAGAGGGAAGAGCUCCUGGACCUUCUCUGGUCCGAUCAUGGACUGCUCCGUCACGUGCCAGUGGGUGCGGGUCAUCUGGUACCUCAUCUCGUCCACCCGGGCCGCCGUGGAAGCGAUGCGGACGCUGCCCGGCUGGUGGAAGCCCACCGCCUGUGGGCACAAGCACGCCACAGUUGUCCUUCAGGCGGAGCCCGAAUGUGUCCUUCAGGACCUCACCUGUCCAGUCUCGGCCUCCAGGCUCUCGUAGAGCUUAAUGCUGUCAUAGUGGACUUUCUUCAGGUUGAUGCCUGGAUGGUAGUAGGUGGUCAGGCCGGCCUGGGACACAGAGAGGGUUUAACUGAGGGGUGUGCAGGGACGGUAACAGAAGACCGCCGCCGCCGUCCGCCUAAAAAUAGCCUAGAAACAUACUGCAUGCCACGUGGAUCCGGCCGUCAGUUCCGACUUCUCCAGCAGCACCACGUCCUUCAUGCCGGCCUUAGCCAGGUGGUAGGCCAAGCUGGCGCCCACGCACCCUCCCCCGAUGACCACAGUCUCAGCCGUGUCCUUCCACCGCUUGCCCAACACGGACCAUGCCUCACUGACGGGAUGAUAAUUAGCAUAGCCAACGAUGAUGUCAAUCAAACACAUGGAUUGGUUGGAAAUGCGGAUUUUGUUUAGGGAAUUUAGGGACAUGUUUAGACGUCACAGUGGUCUACUUCUUCCCUUUGUUAGCAUUAUCUUAUUCAUUGGUCAUUCAAUCUGGAGUUCUUUAUUUGGACUAAUUUCUUUCUUUUUUUUUUCUUAUUUUACAUUUUAGAGUCCAUGAAAUCUGCUUAAAUAUGUUACAUAUUGUUUGUCGUUAGGUUCUACAUUGUUUGAGUUUUGAAAGCUAACACUAGACAUUUACACCUGAUGACAAACAAGCGCUCUCAUUCAGCCUCAACUCCAGAAGGGACGCCAUGACGGUACGGUCACUCAGGCAAACCAACAUGGCGAGGCCGCCGCCCCCCCCUGAAGGGAACAUUGAAACAAGACAGGAAAAGUGAGCAUGACGCAUCCUGCCUUUGAUGAAGGGAACGCCUCUAGAUGGAUAGCUUCUGUCAAAAAUGUAACAAAUACCAACACAGGCUUCGCUACACAUCCUAAAAUGAGGCAUAAACAAUAAAGCACAUGAAGAGAGUGGAGUCCAUGUUGGCAUGAAGUCAAUGGAAGGAAUACGCUGCAGGGGUGAGAUGCAGCACAGGCGCCUGCAUAGAUCCCUUCCAGGACUCCCGUUAGGACCAGGAAGAAGACGAAAAAGCAGAAGCAUGGCACCAGCAGGAAGCAAGAAGGGCAUCCUGGAGCGUCUGGACGCCGGCGAGGUGGUGAUCGGAGACGGAGGCUUCGUCUUUGCCCUGGAGAAGAGAGGCUACGUGAAGGCAGGGCCAUGGACGCCUGAGGCCGCCGCCGAGCACCCGGAAGCGGUGCGCCAGCUGCACCGUGAGUUCCUCAGGGCCGGAUCCAACGUCAUGCAGACGUUCACCUUCUACGCCAGCGACGACAAGCUGGAGAACAGAGGACACACUCAGAGCUUCACCGGGCAGCAGAUCAACGAAGCGGCGUGUGACCUGGCGAGGGAGGUGGCCAACGAGGGCGACGCCUUGGUGGCCGGGGGCGUGUCCCAGACGCCGUCUUACCUGAGCUGCAAGAGCCAGGACGACGUCAAGGCCACGUUCAAGAAGCAGCUGGACGUCUUCAUCCAGAAAGAGGUGGACUUCCUGAUCGCUGAGUACUUUGAGCACGUGGAAGAGGCCGAGUGGGCGGUGCAGGUCUUGAAAACCACCGGCAAGCCCGUGGCCGCCACGUUGUGCAUUGGACCCCAGGGAGACUUAAACGGAGUCAGCCCGGGACAGUGCGCCGUCCGACUUGUGCAAGCUGGCGCUGACAUUGUGGGCGUCAACUGCCACUUUGACCCGGAGACGUGCGUGAGAACAGUGAAGAUGAUGAAGGAGGGCGUGGAGAAGGCCGGCUUGAAGGCCCACUACAUGAGCCAGCCGCUCGCCUUCCACACGCCCGACUGCAACCGCCAGGGGUUCAUCGACCUUCCCGAGUUCCCCUUCAGUCUUGAGCCGAGGAUCCUGACCAGAUGGGACAUGCAGAAGUACGCACGAGAAGCGUACAACGCCGGAAUACGUUACAUUGGCGGAUGCUGUGGUUUCGAGCCGUAUCAUGUCCGUGCCCUGGCGGAGGAGCUGGCCACCGAGAGGGGCUUCCUGCCGGCCGGCUCCGACAAGCAUGGCCUGUGGGGGAGCGGCCUGGAGAUGCACACCAAGCCCUGGUGCAGAGCAAGGGCCCGCCGGGACUACUGGGAGAAGCUCAAGCCUGCAUCCGGUCGCCCCCUGUGCCCCUCCAUGUCCACGCCUGAUGGCUGGGGGGUCACCAAGGGCCACGCCGACCUCAUGCAGCAGAAGGAGGCCACCAGCAAGGAUCAGCUGCAGGCUCUGUUCCAGAAAGCCGACAAAGGCCAGUGAGGCCACAACAUUGACACAUGAAUGAAGUUUAUCUCUUAUAGAACCAUUUUAUCACAUCAAAGCAUACAAUAAAAAAAGAAUAGAAAAAAAAGUUGAAAAGUGACAAAUAGCAACAUUUCUAGCAAUAAAUGUACACUUUCACCUGACAACAAAACCAAAUGUG